UAUACUUUAUAUAUUAUAUGUUAUGUUAGGUAAAAAUGUUAGCCUGAAUGUUAGUUUUUAACCUAUUCUUUAACCACUCUCUUAACCUUAUGGCACGAUUUUGUCUGACUCCAAAGCGCACGCUAAGAACGCGCGUUUUUACUGCAGAUCACACGUCGAUGACGCGCGUUUUGAUGCACAAAGUAUGUAAUAUGUAAAAAUGUGGGUAAGAAAGCGGGUUAGGGACAAUAUUUUCUUUUUUUGCGGUCCGAGUUGCGGGGGUUAGUUGAAAACGGUGGGGUGCGGGUUAUUAAUACAUUGACCCGCGCAUCACUGGCGGGAAACUAGACGCGGCAGACGCGAAUUUGACGCUCUAUUCGCAUUUGGUGUGAACGCAGCAUGAGAGAUGAAUCAUCAAGAGAAGCGGUUCAAACGAGUCAUUUGUUCGUGAAUCAUCGCAUUCAGACUGAAAAGCUGCAUUCUCAAACCUGGUAAAUGAGAUUUAUUAUUAUUAUUUAUUUCGCGUUGGAGAACAAUCUUAGCAAAAUGCCGAAAUAAACGCAGUUAUAGUUUAAAAACUGCUUUUACAAAGGUGAUGAAUAAUGUAUAUUUCUUAGAUAAUUAGCGAAUCAGAGAAAACAAACUGUUGUUGGGAAAACAUUCCGUUUCCAUGGCAACUUUGGAACGACAGCGUCACGCGCCACCGCUUUAUGACGUCAGACUCCGUAUAAAAGGCCUCGCAGAAUCUUUGUAGUUGAGUGAUAUUCGAAGCAGAGACUCGAGUCUGAGUGAAAGUCUUUGUUUUACAGUCUGUAUAGAUCGAGAUCUGCUGAGAUUGUACAGAGUGUAUCAGAUCGAGUUUAAACUGAGAUUAUUGGAUACAGACAGUUUGAUAACUGUGCAUUAAGAACAGAUCUGUCAGUAUGAUAACUCCAGACACAGUGUCUAUAGUGGCGAGAGAGGUGCGUCUGGAGGUUUAUCUCAACGGUGUCUUCUACACCGGAGACAGUUGCUUUGUAUUAGAUGGUAAAGAUGUGCAGCUGGAGCUGGAGAUCACCGAUGCCAUCUACGACCUUCUCGGCUUCAGCGGUAAUCAAGAGAUAGAUGUGAAGCUGCAGGUCAUGACGGAUGACCACAUCUCCGUCAGUUCCUGCAGUCCAGGAGAGAUGCACGUACAGCUGGAGACUGACGAGAAUGAGCACAUGUCGGUGUGUGAGCUCAAAGAUCUGCAGCUGGAGAUGAACAGGAACAGCAUCUCGGAGCUGAAGAGCCCUGAGCCGGUGUCUGAAGAUGAGAGCGAUCCAGUCCCAGCAGGAGCUUCAGGAGAACAAGCCCUGGAUGAUGAGGAGAACCGCUCAACAGAACUCACCACUGGGCAGAUGACCAAGAACAUUAGUGCAGUCUUCCAGGGAUUUUGUGCAGCUUUCCAGGGAAAAAUGCCGAACCCUGUUGGGGAAGCUGAAGUGGAUCUGAUUGGUCCAGAUGGAUCAUAUGUCCCAGAUCCAAGUGCUCAUGAGCCAGAAUCUGAAACAUAUCUGGUCGAUUCUGAGCAAUCGUGUUUCACUGAAACUGAUCUGGUUGCUCCUCCAGAACCUAAACUGGAUCCGGUUGAUCCAGAGGAAUCAUGCGUCAGCCCGGAAGAAAGGUUCGUCAUGACCAAGAGAACGGAAUAUGCUACAGUGAGGAACAUAAAGAAUAUCAGCACUUUCCUCCAGAACGACAGGCCGAAGCAUGUUGGAGUCUCAGCGCGGCCAGAUCUGGAGCUGAACGUUCCUGAUCCAGAACCUGGAGAGAAUCCGGAUGAUCCUCCUGAAGAUGAUUGGGAUCUGGCUCCUCCACAGGAAUCAUGUGCACCAGCUGCAAGCGUUCCUGAGCCGGAAUCUAAAGUGACAUCUGAGCUUUCAAUGUUGGAAAACUACGUCCCUCUAAACGUGUUCCAACUGGAGGAUCGUUUGGAGAAAUACACACCUCUCAAACAAAGACACGUGACUAACGUCUGGCCCAGGGUCUUCAUCGGAGAUGAGUGA
This is a messenger RNA of Carassius gibelio (silver crucian carp), 2006 nucleotides long. RefSeq lists its product as uncharacterized. NCBI's taxonomy places the organism in Eukaryota, Metazoa, Chordata, Actinopteri, Cypriniformes, Cyprinidae. The record is from RefSeq and is a predicted model, not a curated record. The coding region runs from base 903 to 2006 and encodes 367 amino acids. The transcript is spliced from 3 exons.